Haliotis rufescens (red abalone) is the source of this 3290-nucleotide messenger RNA. RefSeq lists its product as uncharacterized. The record is from RefSeq and is a predicted model, not a curated record. Lineage: Eukaryota; Metazoa; Mollusca; Gastropoda; Lepetellida; Haliotidae. The transcript has 2 exons. The coding region runs from base 1257 to 2171 and encodes 304 amino acids.
GUAUGAACGGCAGGGGUUCCCGCUAAUACCACAAAUAACAAUUACAAGAAUCACAACAAUCUCUGAAGUUUAAAGCUAGGUAUAAUAAUUAAAACAAAGAUAAGUAUAUAACAAUUCUCAGUUUUUCAGUGUACAGAUGUAUUAAAUGCUGAAGUCGAAUGUCAAUGUGAUGAACAUUUUAUACUUGAUGAGAUUGACCAGUGUAUUUUGGAGUCGCCGAUUACCGACUCAGAAAUCCACAAGGCUAUAAAUCGUUUAAAGAAUGGCAAAUCCCCUGGUGUUGAUGACGUGGUCAUUGAAAUGUUAAAAUGUUGUGAAAAUUUAAUAACUCCUUUCCUACGAAAUUUGUUGAAUAAGUUAUUUGAUUCUGGAUUAUUCCCUCAGAACUGGACGAAAGCUAUUAUCCUUCCACUACAUAAGAAAGGUAACAAAAAUAAUCCAGAUAACUUUAGAGGGAUAUCUCUAUUGUGUACAAUUAGUAAGGUUUACACAAGUGUCUUAAACUCUAGACUUACAAACUGGGCUAAUAUAAGAAGUAAAUUACCCGAGACACAAGCAGGCUUUAGACAGGGAUAUUCUCCUGCUGACCACAUAUUCACGUUGAAUGCAAUUGUUAACAAAUGUUUAUCGAAAAGAAAAGGGAAAUUAUACGUUGCUUUUGUGGAUUUUAAAAAAGCGUUUGAUUCAGUAAAUCAUCUUAAACUAUGGGAGUGUCUGCACGAUGUUGGCUUGGGUGGAAAGAUGAUGAGAGCACUUAAGGGAAUCUAUGCCUCCGUGAAAGCGUGUGUGAGAUGUAAUGAUAACAUUUAUACAGAAUAUUUUGAUUGUCCUAACGGAGUUAAACAAGGCUGUAUAUUAAGCCCUAUUAUUAUUUUUUUUUCAUCAAUGAACUGUCAAAUGAUGUUUCAUCACAUGGGAAACACGGCGUACAAUUAUUUCCUGACUUGUUUGAAAUAUUAUUAUUAUUAUUUGCCGAUGAUGUUAUUCUUGUCUCUGACACAGUAACUGGUUUACAGAACCAACUUAAUAUUCUUGAUAACUUUGCAGAUUCACAUGGAUUAACGGUUAAUUUAGAUAAAACGAGUGUUGUUGUAUUUAGACGAGGAGGGCGGUUAUCUGUUCAUGAGAAAUGGUUCUUUAAAGGCAAACGUAUUUCAACCGCCAACUCCUAUAGAUAUCUUGGGUUUGUAUUCUCAUAUACAUCAAAGAUGAACUAAUGUGUUUCAGAUCUAGCAUCAAGGGGUAAACGAGCUUUAAUGGAAAUAUUUCGCAAUCUACGGAAGAUUGGUUUUGUUGACACUUCAGUUUUCUUUAAAAUAUUUGAUACUCAGAUUCAACCUAUUCUUUUAUAUGGUGCGGAAAUAUGGGGCGUAGACAGUUUUAAAAAAAUAGAACAAGUGCAUAUUAUGGCUUGUAAGAAGUUUCUUAACGUUGGUUUGCAAACCCCAAAUGCUAUUGUGUAUGGGGAAUGCGGUCGGUACCCACUACAUGUAAAUGCUAUGUGUCGUUCUGUAAAGUAUUGGCUAAAACUGAUUAAAAUGGACGAAGAUGGGAUACCAAGAAAAUCUUAUAAUAUGCUUGUAUAUUAUGACAAGUGCGGUCGUCAUAACUAUGCUUCUUCUAUUCGUUCCAUAUUAUUUUCUCACGGAUUCGGAGUAGUUUGGCUCAGUCAAGCUGUUGGCGACAAACCAUCAUUCAUGAAUAGUUUUAAAAACGUUUUGAUAAAUAUGUUCUACCAAUCAUGGAAUAGUACUAUCAAGGCUAGUUCUAGGUACAUUCUGUAUAAAAAAUUUAAAAGUCUCCUGGAACCAGAAAAAUACCUUUCCAUUAUUACUGAAAUAAAAUAUCGAAAUGUUUUGAUAAGGCUUAGAGCCGGGCUACUAAGACUUAAGGUAAACGAAGGUAGAUGGGCUGAUAUUGACUUACGUUUACGACUCUGCCCCAUAUGUGAAACAAGUAUAGAGAAUGAAUAUCAUUUUACUUUAGAAUGUGAAUAUUACAACGAUAUUAGACAUCUGUAUUUACCAACAACAUUUUGCCAUAAUCCAAAUAUGCAUAAAUUUAAAACGCUACUGUCAUCUUCGUGUAAACAAUUACUUGGAAAACUAUGUAAAUACCUGUAUUACAGCUAUGAAAGAAGACGUAAUUAUGAAAAGCCUGUAAACCGGUAAAAUUUGUACCUGACAUUACCUUUUUUCAUGUACCGCACUAUUUCAAAUGUAUGUAUUGUAUAUGGGCCAGUGGCCUUGGUACAAAUAAAGACUUCUUCUUCAGUUACUGGCAUGGGCAAGGCACUCAUACACAUCUAUUUAGGCUGCUUUAAGCAAUAUGGCAAAUGUGCAAUAUAGAUAAUAGUCACCUCAGAUUUCUUGACAUCAUAUUCCCAAUGAAUUCCAUUUCACAUUGUUCCAAACUUGUAUAUCACAGUUCACAGGAUAACUGGGUAACAACAGUUUCCUCCUUCGAAGCGUCGACAUGACCUUCUAACUUUGUCUCCGGACAUACCGCUGGGCUGAACUGCCCUCGUUCAGUUAAACCAUUAUUUCUCCCUCUCCAAUUCUUUUUCCUUCCCCCUUUCUGUUCGAUAACUUGCCCUCAUAUAGUAAACAAAUUUCCAAGAAAGCUAUCUACUUCAGCACACAACAAAAGGUUUAUCGGCCCACACCAAUCAGUUACCAAGCCAACUCAAACUCCAAUCACCCCACAAGCACGCUUCUCCCCGUCAGGCAGCUUGCUUAACUCAAUCAAGCAUGACGCCGUCCACCCGAACUAGACCCCUUGUGAACCACACAAAUAUACAACGUCACUCAUAACACAUUAUCAUGUCUGGCACAAAUAGCCAGCAGCCCAUUGCGUCGUCAUCGCUUCACUUUGGCGUGCCAGUAAACUGUAGUCGCUGGUUCGCACUCUGUAUAAACUAUACCUACCUUAUAAGCUAUACCUUCAUCAUAAACUAUACCUUCCUUUAAAAUUAUUCCUUCAUUAUGAACUAUACCUUCAUUAUAAACUUUACAUUCAUUAUUUAUAAGCUAUACCUUCAAUAUAAACUAUGCAGAAGUGGUAAAUAAACAUGGCGCUUCAUCAGCACGUUCACUCACUCACUCACUCACUCACUCACUCACUCACUCACUCACUCACUCACUCACUUGUAGCUCCAUUACUUUUCAAUCAGAUUUAAUAAAGAGAAAUACGUUUGAGAUUUUAAUAUUACGUUCAAUGCACUGAGGUAAUAGGCGUAAGGUCCAUUGUUUGUAUACGGAGGUCAACGAUGUCGUACAUUCAACAGACGU